AUGCUAGUGGCAACCGACAUCAGCAAGGCCUACUCGGACAGGACUCUGUUCAGUGGCCUCACCAUAAAUGUGGCAGCCGGAGAUCGUAUCGCCCUGGUCGGGCCGAACGGUUCGGGCAAAACCACGCUCUUGGAUAUACUGGCCGGAGAGACAGACCCUGAAACCGGCAGCAUAACCAGGCAACGAAGCAUUUCUGUUGGCUAUCUGAAGCAGGAGGCUGCGGCGUUUGCCGGCAAGUCUCUGCUCCAGGAAGUGCUGGACGCGGGAGUAGAGGCGAACGCUCUGAUGGAAGACAUUGCUUCUACGCGGGAAGCAUUGUCUUCGGAGACCGAACCUGAGCAGCAGGAGGAAUUGCUGCUGCGCCUUGCCAGGCUUGACGCGGAAUUGGAGGCCGCCGGCGGGGAUGACCGCGAUUACGAGGCCAAGGCGAUUCUUUCCGGCCUCGGCUUCAAGCAGGCCGACUUUUCUCGUCCCAUCAGGGAGUUCAGUGGAGGCUGGGUUAUGCGGGCCGGCCUCGCCAGGAUCCUCUUCCGCAAGCCGGACUUGCUCCUCCUGGACGAGCCAACCAAUCACCUCGACCUGGAAGCGAAUAUUUGGUUCGAAAAAUACCUGGCUUCAUUUCAUGGCGGAUUGCUGCUCACCUCCCAUGACCGCGCUUUUCUCAACCAGGUGGCAACCCGGGUUCUCGCCAUUGAGCAGGAAGGGAUCACCCUGCACAAGGGCAAUUAUGACGAUUACCUGGUCUCCCGCGAGCGUUACCUGGAGGUCUUGCGGGCCACGGCCGCCAGGCAGGAGAGGGAAAUCCAGCGUCAGAUGCGCUUCGUGGAGCGAUUUCGUUCCAAGGCCACCAAGGCAACGCAGGUGCAAAGCCGCCUGAAACAGCUGGAAAAAAUACAGCCCAUAGAACUGCCACGCUCCACCAAAAAAGUUCACUACUCCUUCCCCGCUCCUCCUCGCAGCGGCUCCGAGGUCUUAUCCCUGGUCAAUGUCAGCAAGUUAUACGGCAACAAUGUAGUAUACCGAGGCAUGAACCUCACCCUCUCUCGGGGAGACCGGGUUGCCCUCGUGGGACCCAACGGCGCCGGCAAGACAACCAUGUUGAAGAUACUGGCCGGGGUCUUGCCGAUCGAGGGCGGUGAAAGAAAUCUCGGCCACAAUGUGGUCCCCGCCUAUUAUGCCCAGCACGUGCUGGAACUCCUCAAUACCAGCAACACCAUCGUCGAGGAACUGAAACAGGCGUCCCCUGCCGAGUCGGAACAAAACCUGCGCACAACCCUGGGCGGGUUCCUGUUCAGCGGCGACGAUGUUCAGAAGCCCAUCUCCGUGCUUUCCGGCGGUGAAAAGGCGCGGGUGGCCCUGGCCAAACUGCUGCUCCAGCCCAGCAACCUGCUGUUGAUGGAUGAGCCUACCAACCACCUUGAUAUUGCAUCCAGGGAGAUACUUGCCGAUGCCCUUGGCGAUUAUCACGGUACCCUGUGCCUCAUCACCCACGACCGCACCCUGAUUCGACAGGUCGCCAACAAAAUCAUUGAGAUCGUGGACGGACGCCCCAGGGUAUUCCCCGGCGACUAUGACAAUUAUCUGCAUAUCAAGGAGUCCGAGGCCCAUAGAAAUGGAUCAGGGCCAUCGGCCGACAAGGUCGUGGUCGCUCCCAAGCAGGGUCAGUCCAGGAGGCGCUCCGGUCGGACCUUGACCGAGGAAGAAGUCCAGCGCCGGACUCUUAGCAGAGAAUCCCGACGUCUUUCAACUCGCAUUGACGAGGUCAGUGCCUCGCUGGCCGAGCGCGAGUCACGCAUAGCGGAACUCGAAGCCAUGUUUGCCGACCCCGAGCGAUUCGAAGAUUCGGCAGAAAUAGCUGACACCGCGGAACAGUACCGUGCACUCAAAGAGGAGGAGGAAUCCUUCCUGGAAGAGUGGGAAAAGCUUUCGCUGGAAGCGGAAUCCAUAGACGUUCAGCUUGCGGCCCUGGAAGAAUUUACUGUUACCGUGUGA
Molecule: messenger RNA, 1992 nt
Organism: Geodia barretti
Lineage: Eukaryota; Metazoa; Porifera; Demospongiae; Tetractinellida; Geodiidae
Source: the annotation of a GenBank genome assembly